This is a messenger RNA of Anolis sagrei ordinatus, 10252 nucleotides long. RefSeq names its product mediator complex subunit 19 (gene MED19). The record is from RefSeq and is a predicted model, not a curated record. Gene Ontology annotation, biological process: positive regulation of transcription by RNA polymerase II. Gene Ontology annotation, cellular component: mediator complex. Gene Ontology annotation, molecular function: transcription coregulator activity; transcription factor binding. NCBI's taxonomy places the organism in Eukaryota, Metazoa, Chordata, Lepidosauria, Squamata, Anolidae.
CGCGGAGCCAAUAGGUGGAGACUGCGCGAAGCACGCCGGGAUGAUGGAGAAUUUUUCCGCUCUCUUCGGAGCGAGCGAACCUCCUCCGCCAGUCGCGGCUGCUGCGCUGGGCUUCGGCCCGGGGAAAGCGGGCGGGCCCGUGACGGGGCCCUCUCCCGUGACGGCCGUGGCUCCCAUCGGAGAAGAGGCGGCGCGCAAGGCCGCGGCCGCCAGUGGGCCCUUCUACCUCAUGCGGGAGUUGCCAGGAACCACUGAACUCACAGGAAGCACAAACCUGAUUACCCACUACAACCUGGAGCAUGCUUACAACAAAUUUUGUGGGAAAAAGGUGAAGGAAAAGCUCAGUAACUUUCUGCCAGACCUGCCAGGGAUGAUUGACUUGCCAGGAUCUCAUGACAACAGCAGCCUGCGCUCCCUCAUUGAGAAGCCUCCCAUCUGUGGAAGCUCAUUCAACCCCAUCACUGGCACAAUGCUAACAGGAUUUCGGCUCCAUGCAGGACCGCUGCCAGAACAGUGUCGCUUAAUGCACAUCCAACCACCUAAGAAAAAAAACAAGCACAAACACAAGCAGAGCCGUACCCAGGAUCCUGUCCCUCCAGAAACACCCUCAGAUUCUGACCACAAGAAGAAAAAGAAGAAAAAAGAGGAUGAUCCUGAGCGAAAAAGAAAGAAGAAGGAAAAAAAGAAAAAGAAGAAUCGGCAUAGCCCUGAACACCCAGGAGUGGGCAGUUCUCAAGCCAGCAGCAGCAGCAGCCUCCGAUAAGAGUCCUACCAAAAAUUCCAGUGAGGAGAAUGCUCCAGGAAGGUACUAACAAGGAGGAUUGGCUUAGAAGGAAGAGCAAUAAUGUCGGAGCCACUGUUAACUCACAUGCUUCCUUUGUGCUGGGUGAUCGUUUUGGGAGUCCACUGGUCUCAGUAUAGUAGACACGGACUUUGCCUUGGACUUGAUGCAAGCUGGUGUCUUUAUAUGGGAGCUCUGAUAACUAUUUGAAGGGGUUUUUUUGUACAAAACUAUCCUGACUUCAUUUGGGAUAUUUCUGUUUCACGUUCUCAUUAAAUCUCUCUUGGAGGAGAUGGUUUUGAUUUGCAGGAGUCUCGAACUCUGGAACUUCACCCCCACCCCAUCCCCCCACACACAUGUUGUGGGCUUGCAACCAACUCUGUGGGUGAUAGAUGAUGUGCAGAUUCCAGAGUGGUUAUUGUGGUGGGGCAUUGCCUGAGGCUGGUGGAUAGGCCAGCAGUCUGCUCUGUUGAGGCUUUGUGAGGUAAGUGUAGAAGCAUGGAAUGUUUAAACUGGGAAUAGAAAGAAUACAAGGUUGAGUUUCACCUCCCAGCUUUUACAGCUAAAAAAAAAUUGACCAAAAUUCCUUUAUCAGUGGAACAUGUCGAGAGUUGAGCAGCUAAACUGUGAAUAUAAUCUGUUUUGGGAUUCUUUCCCCUAAGGACCUACUUAUUGAGUGAAGGCUUCUUAGUGUGUUCCUUAAUAAGAGCCAAGUUUCUAUCUUUGCCAAUAGAUGGAAGAGAUCCUCAACAGACUUAAGCUGAAAAGAUGAAGGCCUCUUCCAUUAAUUCUGAACAAGGCAAAUACAGAUCAUUUAUCUGAUCUAUCCCUUCUGUAAUAUUUUUAUCUAUUACUACCUCAUUGUGAACACUAUGGCAAAGAUUGUUACUUUAAUUUUCAGAUAGUUGUCUUUUCUGUUUCUGUCUUUCUUCUAAACUACACAGAAAGUAAUGACAAGCUUGGCCCUUAGCAGCAACUACUGUGUGGCAGAUAAUAAAGGAACACAGAACCCAGUGUCACAACUGCCUCUCCUUGUCUCAAGGGAGGGCCAUCCCACCUGCUUGAUACCAAGACUGGAAUGAGGCUGUGUCUAGACUUUGAUCACAAAAUCUCUUGUGGACAAUUUAAACAUAGCAUGAAACCUCCUUGACCCUGUAGUGGGGUGGAGAGUUCAGCAUUCAGGCUGUGACUUGGCAAGUAGCAACUCUACAAAUCAACUACAUUGCUCAUUAUGCUUUCCUUCUUCACUGCUAACAGUUGCUUCAUGGGAAUGUUUUCUAGCAUUACGUAGAACAAAAGUUUUAAGGUGUUGUGGACUGAAUCCAAAUUCUCCCAACAGCCAUUACUUACAAAUAAGACAUUUGGAAAUCUGCCCAGAGAUCACCCCGUCCGGUUUAGCUUGUCAUUUUUCAUGAAGCUGAGCUGAUGAGAGGCAGAAAAGUAAAUGAAGAUGUUUUGGCUUACAUUAUUAUUAAAUGGUUUUAAAAUGCUUUGCUCUGUAUUUUUACUCUCUCUUAGGCUGUCUUGUUUUUAGAGGCGGGUGUGCUUCAUCCUAAAGGAAUGCAUUCCAUGCAGUGGAGCAAUUCCUACACCUACUCGAUUUCUCUUUGUUGACUUCCAUGUGCUUCGUUGCUAAUUGACUAGGACGAGAGGAAGAAAUAUUUUUUGCAAUGAAUGCUUAUUGUGAAAAAUUAUUGAGUGCAGAGUAUAUAUAUAUUUAAACUAGAGCUACUUAUCCAAAUAUGUCCUUUAAUAACUAGCUAGAUGCAAUGAUAUGGACAGGUUAGGCGUGGGAAUAAAAACAAUGUAAGAGUCUUGUUUCAGGUGAACAGACUGAAAGGAAAGCAUUGAGUUCUCAUUCCCUGCACCCAGCAUUACAUGGAUGGUAAAAUAUUUAAGCAGUGGAAAGUUCAUUCAGGUUCGUAAAUACUUAAAUGUAGAGAUUUGGAAAUGUAGAGUAAGGCAGUAAUGGACUGAAUUGCAGCUGGAUUGUGUCAUCUUUAGAUCAGAGCUAUGUAUAUUUCCAUUUUAAAGCUUUCUGAUCAUUGGACUUGCAAGGCAUAUUCAUGUGGGCUGUAUUUUGACAAGUCAUAAAUAAUAGCAAGGUGGCUGUUGGAUUUAAGUAGAACUGCCAAUUCCCCAAUCCAAGUGCAUUUUGUGGUCCACUGCUGCUACUGUCCUGCCUGAAAAAAUGCAAAAUACACGUAAUGGAAAUACAAGUGUAUUUAUCUCUCAGAAGUUAUCUUUUCUUGCUUGAAAAAAAAUCUGCAAUUUGAGAUAUGUUCCUUGCAUAUGAUACCCCAAGAAAAUCUCUUUAUAAUGCACUCUCUACCAGAGUGCUGCUGCUCCAUUCCUCCUGGAGAAAAUGGGAGCAGGAAUGUCCUUCCCUUUCUGGGUCACAAGCUACAUCCAUCAAACGUUUACUAUUCAGUGGUUUUCAACCUGUGGAUCCCCAGAUGUUUUGACCUUCAACUCCCAAAAAUCCUAACAGCUGGUAAACUGGCUGGGAUUUCUGGGAGUUGUAGGCCAAAAAUCCUGGGGACCCACAAAUGGAGAACCACUGGUUUACAUAGAAAGGUCACUAUCAACCAACACUUGGCACAAGGUGUUUGAGCCAAACCAUUACUUUCUGUGGCUACUGCAGUUGUCUCAGUUGAUGUGUUUCCAAGAUUUAAAUAUGUAUCUUACAUCUAAAAUAUGCACAACUAUAUGUUUCCUGUCGUAGUCACUGCGAAUCGUACAUUUGGUAAUCUCUGCGCCAGCGCAGCAUCGCUCGGAACCUUCUGAAAGCAAAAAAACUGACAGUUAGACCCCUGGCCACGCCCCCUUCUCCUAGUAUAAAUAGCCCGUGGGCGGGGCCAGCCGUCAGUUCUCUUCAUCCGCGCUAUCAAGCAGCUGGAGAACCUUCUGCUCUUGCGAGCUAGAUUUACAACUGAUCAGAGAAUUAUCCUGUUCUUCAACUAGUGCCUACAAUAUGGCGACUAAUUCUUUUAAAAAGUGUACCAGAUGCCCUAAUAUUUUACCGGACAAUGAUGGGCAUGAUCUUUGCCUCGCCUGUCUGGGUGAGGCACAUUUGUAUCAAUCCUGUUCGGUCUGCCAAUCCUUCACUCCACAGACCACAAAAAACAGGAUUUUGAGAUUAAAAGCGGCACUUUAUGAAAAGGCCCUUAUACCAUCUACUGAUCCGCUUAAUAUUGACCAACCGCAAACCGGAGCCGUAAUGGCACACAAAAAGAAGGUGAAGAAGCCCAAGGAAAAGGGGGCUCAAGAUGGCUGCUUGACCGUUACCAAGAGAACGGCCGUUGCUGGAGCGGCGGGCAGGUCGUUAAAUGCCCAUCAUGUCUCGGGUUCUGCUUCGAGACCGAAAGAGAAGGGCAGAGAGCUCCCCCUGGCGGGCGAGAAAAAUAUUACAACACCAAUUCAAGAGAGGCGCGAGGGGGAAUCGAGGUCGGCUAAACUCACCCCGCCGAUGCCGAUUCUUGUGCCCAAUCAGCCCCCGCCUUCGGUGUUUUUGAGUUCCUUGGCCUCCUGUGCUGAAACGCCCUCUCUACGACCUCCAACAACAGCCGAGGCGCGGAGAGAGGCGCUUGCGGCAGAAGACCCUUUGUCCGUCCCUUCUUCCACUGCCGCCGAGAUCGAGCGCGGCGAAGGGGCGGGGCGUAUUGGCGCGGCCCAACCUACUGCUGUGACAUCAUCAGAGGAGGAUGGGCGCGCAAAAGAGACUCCGCCUCCCGGUAUCGAGGCUAAUGAAGGAGGGAGACAGCUGAGUAUAGCUCCUCCCCGAAUGGAGGGGGCUCUUCCCCCUCCCAAUCCAGCUGGCUUAACGCCUGUUCCGACAUCUAUGCUUACUGAAGGACUCUGAAGGCGUGCUUCGAGGAGAGGGAGCAAGCGCCCUAGACGCUCCAGAUCUCCUUCGAGGCACAGUACAAAAUCACAUCGAUAUCGAGCGGCUUCGAAGCGGGGGUGCCAUGGGCAUUCCCGCUCUGCUUCAUCAUCAUCAUCUUCAACAUCGUCGUCCUCAUCCUCGCGCUCCCCUUCUCCUCCUUUAAGAAAAUCUAAGCACCACAAACGUCACAGGCGACACUUCUAUCCUUAUCCACCUUAUUGGGGCCGUCCUCCUAUGGGUUGCUACCCUCACCCAGAAUGCUGCCAGGGAGGACAUGUUAACCAUGAGAUGCCCAUGCACACUAUUGAUUCUAGGGGGCACAGACAGAGCUCUCUGCAACACCGUGGUGUGGAAAACCAUGAAAUGGAUGUGCACCCUGCUGAUGUAAGGGGCCCCUCUACAUCUUCAAUUACUACUGCCAGGCCUCAUUAUGUGACGCAUUAUAUUCAAGAUGCUCAGGGCCACUCUGCAUCUUCCUCUGUGGGCAGCGCUCCUUCUCAACACUCUAUGAACAUCCCUGCUGCUGGAAUGGCCGCUUCAAGACCAUCAAGUACAGCUCCCAUCAAUGAUAUACAUGAAGAUGAACCUAUAUCUGCUCGUGCACAAGGUGAUGCAACCCCGCAGGGUCCAGACUCUGUUUCUCAAACUGAGGGAGUUGAACAUUUGCCCAGGCAUGUGGACAGUUCAUCGGAGGAGUCUGAUGUGCCUGAUUAUCUCUGUCUAGGGGACAAUGACAAUACUUCCCUUGUGCAGUCUGCUGAGAUUAAUAAAUUUAAUGUCUUCAUAGGGAGGAUGAUUAAAGCUUUAGAUCUACCUGCUCCAAAAGCAUCGGAGCAUGUAGACGAUCCCAUGUUUCCCUCUGAUGAGCAGGUGUCAUUACCUACUACUAUUCUGCCAGUAUUGCCCUACUUACUGAAGUUAGCACGUGUAGUAGAUACAUCUCCUAUGUUAGUGCCUGCGAUACCGAGGAGGUUGGAUGUGCUAUACAAGAUUGACGUCUCUUCUAAUAAGUGGGUGGUUAUUCCCCCAAGACCAAACACAGUUGUGGCGGAAGUCGCUAAAACAAAGCGGCCAAAGAACACACUUACCAGUCCUCCUGAUAAGGAGGGAAAAAAGAUAGGAUACUUUGGGCAAAAAGGCACAUCUAUCAGCAGGCCUUCUUACACGCAUGGCACACUAUGCAACUUAUCUAAGUGGCUAUCAAAGUUUUUUGUGGGCAAAAAUGUUGCCUUAUAUUGAGAUGCUCCCUACAGACAAACAGCAUUUCCCGAGAGCGUUACAGGCCGAGGCCGUUGGUUUGUCAAGGGUUCAAAAGGAUUUUGCAAAACAUCUUGCAGAAAUGGCGGGCAGCUUGUAUUCCACGGCGACGUCAUGCGUGGUUACGCUCUGCUAAUUUAUCAGAGGAAGGUAGAGCUUUGGCUGAAGACCUUCCCUUCCAUGAGGAGGGGCUCUUUAAUCCGGAGACGGAUGUUAGGAUUAAAGAGAAACAGGAUGUGAGGCAGGCGGCGAAUAAGUUUGGAUAUACUUGGCAGCCGUUCUCUCAACAGAGACAGUGCUGGCACCCAUAUAAUUCAAAUUUUCGGAGAAACCCGGGGAACUCGUUUUUUGGCCAGAAUAGAAAUCGAAAUUACUCCAAUAAUAGGUAUCAAUCGGGGAAGAGAAAUUCCUACUUCUCUAGAUCGAGAUCCCAAAACUGGUCCAAUAAGGGGAAACCACAGGGAAGUGCUAAGAAGCGUCUUUGACGUUACAAACACCAAUCUAGCAGAUGUUAGUUUUCAGGAUAUCAGUGCAGUUGGGGUUAAUGUGUCUUCUACUGUUCUUGUUGAGUCUGUUUCACAAGCACCGUUGUUUGGUGAUAGACUAGCAGCUUUUUAUGAUAUGUGGGCUCGUAUCACCACUGAUAAGUGGGUGUUAUCCAUAGUAGCCCAAGGUUAUUUUAUUGAGUUUUUAGACCUUCCAAGGGUGGGUCAUGUUCGUUAUACUCCAUUCUCCCAACCGUUAUGGGAGGAAGUUCAGAUGUUACUAAGUAAAGGUGCUAUCUCUCCCCUCGCUGAUGAUGUUUUGUCACGGUGUUUUUUCUCUCGUUACUUCCUUAUUAAGAAAUGCAGUGGUGGCUUGCGGCCUAUUUUGGAUCUGAGGGCUUUAAAUAAACAUGUUAUACCAAAAAAGUUUCGCAUGGUUACUCUCAAUUCCAUUAUGCCCCUUCUUUACAGAGGGGCCUGGUUUGCCACCAUUGAUAUCAAGGAUGCCUAUUUCCAUUUAUCCAUUGCUAGAUACCAUCAGAGAUACCUUGCCUUUAUGGUGGGGCGCACCGCUUAUUGUUUCAAUGUGUUGCCUUUUGGCUUGUCCUCAGCCCCGAGAGUUUUCACGAAAUGUAUGUCCGUGGUAGCAGCUUACUUGCACACAAAGGGAAUUUCAGUUUACCUUUACAUAGAUGACAGGCUAGUCGUGGCCGAGUCACAUGUCCAGCUUAAUUCUCAACUUUCUGUCAUUUUGCCUUUCAUACAGUCGCUAGGACUCGUGAUCAACGAGGAAAAGUCGGCACUGAUCCCGUCUCAGCGAAUCCAAUUCAUAGGUGCCCUCUUGGAUUCCACCACCGAGAGGGCCUAUCUGCCAGAGGACCGGUUUGCAAACCUCCAAGGCCUGGUCAGACAAGCUGCCCAUGCUCCUUUUAUUACAGCCAGGCAGGUCCAGACUCUGUUAGGCCACAUGGCUUCUGCAACUGCUGUUAUUCCGUAUGCGAGGUUGCGCAUGCGGCCGCUUCAGUCAUGGUUCAUAUCGGUUUACAACCCUAUCAUAGACAGCCAGGAGAUCCAGCUCUCUAUUCCCGAGACCAUCCGCAAGUCGCUACGAUGCUGGGAGGACAGGUCUUGGGUGUGCAAGGGAUACCCUUUUCAUGCCCCCAGACCAACAUGCACAGUCACUACAGAUUCCUCCCUUUCGGGAUGGGGUGCUCAUACUCAGGGUCUCACUGCUCAUGGAGAAUGGUCAGAAGGAGAAAGAACAGCUCACAUAAAUCUUCUCGAGCUUCUGGCAGUAGACAGGGCUUUAAAAUUGUUCGAGAGGGUCGUACGAGGUCAAACCAUCCAGAUUCUCACCGACAACACCACAGUUAUGUUCUAUCUGAACAAACAGGGAGGCACACAUUCUCUUCCCCUUCUGGAUCUCACUCUCCAGAUAUGGGAUUGGUGUCUGGAGAGAGGGAUUCAUCUAAUGUGUGCCGGGAGAGGAGAACACACUAGCGGAUUCGCUCAGCAGGAAUCCCCUGUCCAACCACGAAUGGUCCCUCAAUCGAGAGGAAUCAGACAGGCCUUUUCAGGCAUGGGGACUUCCAGAAGUAGAUCUAUUCACGACCCGGACCAAUGCCAAAUGCGCCCUCUUUUGCGCACGGAAACGUGCUUCCUUACAGGAAGGAUGUCUGGGGGACGCUUUCCUACAGGAAUGGACGGGUCGCCCAAUGUAUGCUUUUCUGCCCUUUCACCUCUUACUGAAGGUGGUGGCAAAGAUUCAGAGGGAGAACUCACGCUGCAUUCUGGUGACCCCAUGGUGGCCAAGGCAGCCUUGGUUCUCCCCUCUUCUCCGCAUGUCCCAGAGGGUUUUUUACCGGUUCCUGAACAGAGUAGACCUGUUGCCAACACAAGGGGGCCAGGUUCUAUAUCCAGAGGUGCAGAAGCUAAGACUGACGGCUUGGAGAGUCCAGCCGAGCCAUUAGUUCCUAUUUCGGCUCUGUCAAAAGAUAUCCAGGCUAUCAUCGAGGCAGCCCACAAGGCCUCAACGAGAAAAUCUUACAUUUAUAAGUGGUCAAGGUUCUGUACAUUUGUGAGAUCCAAGGGGGUAGAUCCUAAUACAGCUCCAAUUUCAGUGAUCCUGGAUUUCCUAGUGUCCCUUUCGGAUGCUGGGUUGUCUCACUCGUCACUGAAAUGUUAUCUAGCAGCGGUUUCAUGGUUCCGCAGAAAGAAGGGUCUUCCAUCUUGUUUCUCACACCCUUUAGUACGGAUGUUUUUGAAGGGAAUAGCAAACACUAGACCAUCAGUGGCCCCAAUACCUCCAGCAUGGAGCCUCGAAUUGGUGCUAUCUUUUUUGACUAAGCCACCAUUUGAGCCCUUAGCCACAACACACUUGUCGUAUCUGUCAUGGAAGACGGCGUUCUUGGUUGCUAUUACAUCGGCUCGACGUGCGAGCGAGCUGUGUGCUCUACGGGUAGACCCCCCUUAUUUUAGAUUGCAUAAGGAUAAGGUAGUGCUUCAAACGGAUGUAGCCUUUCUGCCCAAGGUCUCUUCUUUUUUCCACAUGUCCCAGGAGAUAAUACUCCCCUCCUUUUUCCAAUGUCCGUCCACACCCAUGGAACGUACCUUGCAUCUCCUGGAUGUCCGCAGGGCCUUAGCAUACUAUGUUGACAGGACGACGUCCCUUAGAAAAACUCCACGCUUGUUUAUAAAAUACCGUAAGGACAUGGAGGGCUUACCUGUGUCAUCCCAGAGAUUCUCUUCUUGGAAUGUGUCAACUAUUAAACUAUGUUACCACCUGUCUGGCAAGAACUUACCGUUGCAGGUCAAAGGUCACUCUACUAGAGUCAUGUCGACCACGACGGCCUUUAUGAGAGGAGUGCCUUUGGAGGUCAUCUGCCGAGCAGCCAUUUGGACUAAUCCUCUGUCGUUCGUGUCCCAUUACAAGCUGGACAUUGCCUCUAAGAGAGAUGCGGAUUUCGGCAGGGCUGUGCUGUUUUCGGCGGUGGCAUGACUCCCACCAUCCACGGUCAGUAGCUCGCUAAUCUACCAAAUGUACGAUUCGCAGUGACGACAGGAAAUUAGAAGUUGCUUACCUGUAACUAUAGUUUCCUGAGUAGUCACCUGCGAAUGUGUACAUACCCGCCCAUCCUCCCCUCAGGUGUCAUGCCGCGCCUUCCAGCUGCUUUGCGGUGGAAGAGAACUGACGGCUGGCCCCGCCCACGAGCUAUUUAUACCAGGGGAAGGGGGCGUGGCCAGGGGUCUAACUGUCAGUUUUUUUGCUUUCAGAAGGUUCCGAGCGAUGCUGCGCUGGCGCAGAGAUUACCAAAUGUACGCAUUCGCAGGUGACUACUCAGGAAACUAUAGUUACAGGUAAGCAACUUCUAAUUAUCUGUGGCUAGGAUCUAAAUCACUAUAAGCUGCCCUUGAUAAUAGUGGCUUUUUUUCUCCCACACUAUUUUUUCUUGAUUGCUUUCUAUAUGGCUGCAGUGUAAAGGCUCUAAGCUAAAUACAGAUGAAAUGGCUUUAUGUAGCUUGCUCUAUGCAGGUAUUGGGAGGCCUAAUUCUAAGCCUCUGCUUCAUUCUUCUUUCCUUGCACUUGCAGCUAAGAGUCUGAAACAAUCUAUAUUUAAACUACCACAGUAAUUAAAUUUACUAGAUUGUGAAAGCACAACCCAAUGUAAUUUCAGUGUGGCAGUAUUCUUGAAAAAUAGUAAUUGCAGUUUGUUUUAUUAUUGCCUUUGUUGAAUAUUUGGGCUUAUUGAAUUUCAAAGACACUACUAGUUCUGUAUUGUUUUAAUUCUCUCUCCCCAUUCUCAUCACAAAGAAUAAACUAAUAAAUGAGGGCAAAUUCAUACA